CUGGACAUGGGCUUGUGUCAGUACGUGACGUAACAGUGCGAGUGUUUACGGGUGAUGGUGGAUCUUGACCUAACUUUUUGUGCAUUACACAAUGGCUGAAGAUGCAUUUUGUGAUUUUUCGCAAGAUCUUGAUCCAUCGCUGUUAAGUCAGAUGUCCAGUUACGGAACUCGUCAUAACGAGGAAAAUGAUAACUUCGGAUCCUCAGCAGGACGAAAACACAAUGGUGGUCCGGGAUAUUACAUGGAUCAGUAUGCGGCAAAUAUGGAGGGCGUUGCUGUGCCGAUGAUGAAUAUGUCCACGAAUCACAAUGGCGAAGGAAUGGCAUCCUCUUCAAUGUCGUCAGCGACAACAACUGCAGCAGCAGGUCUCUAUGAACCACACAACAGUAAUUACGCAAUGAAACCUGAGAAGGGGUUACCCCCAACCCCACCAGGAAGUCCACAGAACCAUAAAAACAUGGCAGCCCACUUACAACAGGGUGCCAUGACAAUGUCUGUAGCUGCCAUGGUCGCCGCUUCACAACAACACAUGUUAGCAAAACCUGUACCGAUGAGGCGACUCUCGGAUAAAGGUAUCACACAAACACGGACAAACCAUAACUACGCAAACCCAGUUGACUCAUUCCUCGCAGAAUCCAUGUUGGGACAAGCGGCCGUAGCAGCAGCUGGUAGCUCUCCGACAUUGGCCAGGGCCUUGGCAGCAGUACAGCAAACACAGAAACGACCCAGAAGUGAAAAGAAGGCAUUUCCUUUAGAACAGAAAGACACAAAGUACUUUGAACGGCGAAAACGUAACAACCUCGCAGCUAAAAAAUCACGAGAUGCUAGAAAAUCUCGUGAGGAUGAAAUAUCAAUUCGUGCUAGUUUCUUAGAAAAAGAAAAUGCCAUUCUUCGAGCUCAAGUUGCAACUUUACGUGAAGAAGCUAACUCACUCAAACAACUACUUCUCCAGAAGCGUUCAAAACAUUAAUGUGAUUGUUCAGGAAGUUACCAGAAUUUUUUUGAAGGUUGUAUCGCAGUCUUCACAUUGUUAAGGAAAACCGGUGUUUUUGUUUACAUUUUGUAACAUACCUUGCUGAUUUUACUCAGAUGAUUUCAUCACAGAUUGCCUUUUUCCAUUGCUCAGAAAUUGUGAAAGUUUGUCUUGUUAAAUUGGAAUUUCAAAACUACAAUAUCAUUUUCCCUCUAACUACUCAACCAGCCUGAUAGCUUGAGGUUGUGUGACUUUCCAUCAGUCAGGGGUCUAGUUGAGGAACUCAAUGGCAAUAACUGUAUAUAAUCUGUCAAAUCGUCGAGGAAUUCUGUUACAAAUCCUCGUCCAAACAUUGUUGAUAUUCCGUACUGUUUGAUACUCAGUUCUGUCCAAUUCAUUUUAAACUACUAGGGCAGUGAACAUUUAGACUGUUUUGGAUCAUAAAUUUACAAUUUAGGUGAUACAAGACGCAUUGCAGAAUUCAAUUUGAUUUUAAUGACGUUAUUGUCCAACGAAACAUCUCAUUCAUUUAGUUUUAAAAAACAGUUGUAGUUCAAACGCAAAAUAUAUGAUAGGUGUAUCAGGAAACCAAUGUGAUGAGAUCUGCUACAAAGAGGAAUCAUAAAUAAGGUAAUUUCUAAAAAUUCCGGUAAUAUUUGCUCAUUUGUGUGAUUUUGAAUGUGAGAAAUACUUAUACAGAGGUUUUUUUUAAAUGUGAGAAAUACUUAUACAGAGGUGAUGUAUAUGUUACGGGUGCUCACGAUGCUGGUAGCUACAAAUUUACAAUUUACAAUAUUAAGUUUCAUUUCAUGAAUGUACCCGGUACAAUUGAACCUUUUUGUUAACUGCUCAUCAUGUAUACGUUUGUAACCAAUGGGCUAAAACCAUAAUAUUUUACAAGCAGCUGGCUGUUACAGAUUCCAUGAUAGCAAUGUUGGAUUAUGGAAGGGAGACAACUCCUCGUUGUUUUCUAAUUCUAUCUUGACAUAAAUUUUUCUUGAAAAUUCUGUUUCAAGUAGUAAUGAUGUCUAUGAAUUUGAUGUAUGAUUAGAUAUCAGAAUAAUUGUAUAUGUAAUCAUGGAUGUAGUGUAUAUAUAUAUAUAUAUGUGUGUUAUCUUGUGUGUGGACAGAGUAAAGGACUUCUGGUGGACAGAAAAUUGAUGCACAUCUGUAGCCGAUCGGAUAUAUUUUCGGUACAUUUUCCAUCUUUUUCGAAUAAUUAUCAACAGAAAUCAAAUUUAUUCAGAAUACUGUUUUGUUUCACAAAAUUUCUGCAGAAGGUGUUCAUGCAGUUUUAAAAUUCAUAUUUUUUACAGUGUUGCUUGAUAAAGAGUACUACAAAACUAACACUGUUGCAAGAGUUACCAUUCAGCGUUAGACCCUGUUUACAUGGGAUAGCAUAUAGAAGGUCCUGGUCUGUGGUGUAAAGGCUAGAGUCCAGUCUUCCACCAGUGCCUACACCUGAAGUCCUUACUCAGAAUCUGAUUUCUAUGCAGUGCUGUUAUUUCUUAAUAGAAAACAAUUGUUACGAUAUUUGUGUAUAGAGUCUAGGCUAGGUCUGCUUGACCAUCUGUGCUGUAUGUAAAUCUGUACAUAUCGGGGAGAUGUCUGCCUGGCCGGGGUAAGAAAACCCAGUGUACAUAUUGGGGAUAUGUCUGCCUGGCCGGGGUUAGAAAACCCAGUGUACAUAUUGGGGAUAUGUGUGCCUGACCGGGGUAAGAAACCCA
Messenger RNA from Pecten maximus, 2700 nucleotides. RefSeq names its product hepatic leukemia factor-like. The record is from RefSeq and is a predicted model, not a curated record. Lineage: Eukaryota; Metazoa; Mollusca; Bivalvia; Pectinida; Pectinidae. The transcript is spliced from 4 exons. Gene Ontology annotation, biological process: regulation of transcription by RNA polymerase II. Gene Ontology annotation, molecular function: DNA-binding transcription factor activity, RNA polymerase II-specific; RNA polymerase II cis-regulatory region sequence-specific DNA binding. Bases 92 to 970 code for a protein of 292 amino acids. Gene Ontology annotation, cellular component: nucleus.